GAUCAGCAGUCAACCCACAAAGUUCCUAUUAAACACAUGAUUACAAAAUCAUCGAUAUUUUUAAUGCAGUUCGAUACUUACUAUGCGAAGGCUACGACUGGACUGACGAAAGUGUUAAAAAAUUAUACAACGGUGGUAUUUAUCAGCGAACCGUUUGUCUCAGAUAAGAUUUAAUGUAAUUGUAUGAUGUAAAUUUUAUGACGCUAUUACUGCGCGACUUUCAAGUUUUAUUUGAGAGAUAACAAACUGCAUUAUAUUAGUUAAAACCUGAAAUGUUUUUUUUAAUUUAAUUAUUUAUUUGAAAUCGCUCAAUAAUUAAAAUAUUGCAAUUACAAAAAUAAUUAUUUGUUAUUUGUAAAAAGGGCAGAUUUGAAAAUUUUGAACACAAAAAUCUAAAUUUAAAAAUCACUGCUCACCCCCAGCUUACACACAAAACAGAAACGCAUGCGUUAAGAAUCGCUCGGCUUAUAGCGGUUCAUAAUUUCAAAACGAGACCACCACUAUUUAAUUAUUCAGAGAUCGUAACUAGUUUGUUGAAUGAACUAAAUCGAGACGAAAGUGUGUAUUAAUAUCGGUUGAUAAAGUGUGAAAAUAUUCCAGACAUGUGGAACAUAAAACAGCAGUUCGAAAAGGAUGGCUAUGUUGUUCUUGAAGACUUCUUAUCAGAGACGGAAAUAAACGAACUUAGGGCAGAAUGCGAUAAUUUGGUAGAAAAUAUGCCAGAGGAGUCCAAAAGGGCUGUUUUUAGCUCGGCAGAUUCAAAUAUCUUGCAGGAUAAAGAUAAAUAUUUUUUAGACAGUGCCGAUAAAAUCAGUUACUUCUACGAAGCGGACGCUCUGGGCCCAAACGGCGAACUAAAAGUCAAACCUGAACUGUCUUUAAACAAAAUCGGUCACGCAUUACACGAACUAAAUCCCGUUUUUCGAAGAAUUACUUUAGAUGAGCGAGUGAAAGAGUGCUGUUUCCAGCUGGGAUUCGAGGACCCGGUGGUGGUCCAAAGCAUGUACAUUUUCAAAAAUCCUGGCUUGGGCAGUGAAGUUAUUGCUCAUCAGGAUGCGUCCUACUUGCACACAGAGCCGGUCAAGGUGGUCGGUUUUUGGAUAGCACUAGAGGACGCCACGCUGGAAAAUGGGUGUCUCUGGUUUUCCAAAGGGUCGCACAAAAGCGGGGUCCACAGGCGAUACAUCAGAAAUCCAGACAAAAACUCUAAUGAUUUGUUGAUCUACACGUCGCCACCGCCGUAUUACCAAAAAAGUGGAUUUACAGCGGUGCCAGUCAAGAAAGGCACUUGUGUCCUCAUACACGGCCAAGUUGUCCACUUCAGCGAGCCCAACAAGUCGGAAAAGUCGCGGCACGCCUACACUUUUCACGUCGUUGAGCAGAAAAACACGAAAUAUUCGGAGGACAACUGGCUGCAGCUGCCCCAAGACAAGCAAUUUUUGAGUUUAUAUAAAAAUUAAUUUUUUGACAAAAAUAUGCAACGAGAUUUUUUAUUUUGUAUUUUAUUUUUAUUAAAAUAUAAAAUAUA
Tribolium castaneum (red flour beetle) is the source of this 1528-nucleotide messenger RNA. It is a transcript of the gene Phyhd1, whose product is annotated as Phytanoyl-CoA dioxygenase domain containing 1. The coding region runs from base 603 to 1460 and encodes 285 amino acids. The record is from RefSeq and is a predicted model, not a curated record. The transcript is spliced from 5 exons. NCBI's taxonomy places the organism in Eukaryota, Metazoa, Arthropoda, Insecta, Coleoptera, Tenebrionidae.